AUGGCAUACCUAAAUGAUGACGAUAUUGAGAAUGAGCUGGAGCAAAUGUUUGGGUUUCUUGAUAAUCCAGACGAAUCGGAAGAUGAGUACGAGGGCGAAGAUAGCCUAGAAAUAGGUUUAGGUAUACGUGCGAUGUCGGAGGAUCCCAAUAUUAUUCAAAAUCAAGGAAAUCCAGUGCCUGGACCAUCAAGACGCAGUCCUGUGAGUUUCCUUUCUUCUAGUGAUGGUGAAAUGAGAGAAAAUAUUGAUCCUAAUAUAGGAGUACCUAAUAUUGAAACCAUUCUAUUCGAAUCCAUUGUAUUCAUUUCUAAUCCAACAGAUUCCACUACAUUCCUAGUUAGAUGUAGCUACAGAAAUCUAAAUAUACCUUGUCGCCGCACAUGUGACUCGUAG
This is a messenger RNA of Parnassius apollo (apollo), 393 nucleotides long. The record is from the annotation of a GenBank genome assembly. NCBI's taxonomy places the organism in Eukaryota, Metazoa, Arthropoda, Insecta, Lepidoptera, Papilionidae.